Molecule: messenger RNA, 2188 nt
Organism: Helicoverpa armigera (cotton bollworm)
Lineage: Eukaryota; Metazoa; Arthropoda; Insecta; Lepidoptera; Noctuidae
Exons: 8
Coding region: 423-1511 (362 amino acids)
Source: RefSeq, a predicted model, not a curated record
CCAAAUAAAUAGAGACAGAUAGCUAAGUACAAGUCGCAACCUGUUCACUUCGCGGCUUCUACUCCGUUGUUGUUUACCAAAAUAUGUUAAAUGUCAUGUCAUUUCCCAGUUUGAAGUUUUCGGUUUCGCGUGUCGGUAGCCUCAUGCGUAUUGCAAAUAAUUUAGCUAAAGACGAAUUAUUAUUUAUAUGCUAUAGUAAGUCCUGUAUAAAACCCUCGCCGACUGAGCAUCAUUAUGGACAGACUCGUUUUAUCAUAAGUUUCGCGAAGUUGUGCAGUGGUGUAAAGUUCUGUAACCGAGAGGGUUUAGUUUAAUUAUCCAGUGUAUUGUGUUUUUCCCAAUCACAUGUGCAUACCGGAGCUUAAUUGCAUGCCAGAGACAGUUGUGACUUGAUUGGACAGGAACAAAUUAUAGACUCAAAAAUGUUGAGAACGCUGCUGGUGCUAUGUGCAGCGGCGCUGUGCUUGCCGGUGCAUGGCCAGCCGGUGUCCUGCAAGGAAGAGGGGCACUGCUACGAAGGCUACUACUGCGAGACCGGCACAGAAAUCUGCCGGGAGUGCCUCUCUUGCGAGGACCUCAAGAGGGAACCCCCUCUCGCGGCCAUUAAAUGCAUCAAAUCCGUCGCGGAAUGCGGCUCCUGUUUCAAGGGGUUAGUACACUGGCUGGUGGUGGACCCGCGGGGGAACGUGAACGCGGAGUGCGUGCCCCCUGACACUUCAGACCUGGAGGGAACGCCGUCCUACGUGUGGCUACUCAUCAGCAUCGCGAUACUGCUGUUCUUAGUGGUCGUCGUGGGCAUUAUCGUAUAUCUACUUCGCUAUCCCGAGAUCUUUAAGACUGCCGGUUCGAACCAGUCUAGUACCGUGACGGCGCGCAUCACGGCGACCGCUCCCGAAGCACCGCCGCCCUACAACCCGCUGCCGCAGGCGCCAUAUCUUUCACCAGCUUACACUGAUCUCGAGCCAACAUCUUAUAAUGAAGAUGAACAGUUCAUCAAGCACUCGCCGUCCCCACGGCCGCAAGAUUCGCGGGAGUCUGCGGGUAACCAGGCCGCCAGGGUCUACGAGAAACCCAUUUACGAACGGGAAUUGCCACCUCCAAGCCCUGAGUCUCCUCUGCCGGAAUAUACUGAGACGGAGACUAUGACCGUGCCUGUCAAGGAUGAGGACACGAUUCCUAGCCCGUGGACACCCGGCGGCUCCACCAGUAAUGGAGAUGUCAAUGCCAACGUGGUGGUCGCGGGCAGCUCGGGCGGCGCUGAGGGCGAGGCGGGCGCGGCGCUGCCGGCGCUGCUGGCGGCGGCGCGCAGCACCACGCUCAUCGAGCCCUCGCCAGCCAAGCGCCUCUGUGUGCGAUGGGAUUCUGUCAACAACCGAAAUCGUGAGAACAACUCGUGCAGCGACAGCAGUCAGAGCAGUCACCCGCGCUCACCAUCUCCCAGCCAAGGCGGGCCGCCGUACAGCUUCAUCACGCAGAUCACCAAUGUGGUGCAAAUUAACACCAACAAGUAACGCCACUCCGCCUUGUACUCGUCCUAAGUACGACUCAUGUUGACUGGUGCUCGUUGUAGUCAAAUAAAUCCUAUGUACUUUGUAAAAUAAUAGUUAAAGUUACUAGAUACUUAAAAUGCCGUGCACCUCUCCUUGUCAGUUGUACUUAACUGUGCUAAAUGUAAUUUAUAGGAAAUGACUUAUUUUCGAAUGGCUAUUUUACACGAAGUCGUCAGUCGUUACAAAGUUUAAUUAGCAAAUAUUAAAUUUUGCUGUUUGCUGUACCAUGUUGUUGUAGAAAGCCAUACUAGUCUGUAUAAUACGGCGUUUUCCUCUAAGGAACGCGUCAUUUAUCAUUUAAAGUAGUUAGCCUUAUCGUCGUUAUAAUGUAACAAUUUGUGUCAUUUCAAUAUUUUAGUUUUAUAAUUUUUUUGAAAAAAAAAAAACAAAAAAAAAUCAGGAAAAGUAAAAAAAACGACAUUUAGCAGUAGGUAGGUAUGUAUAUCAAUUCUAGAUUGAUAUUAAUAAGGUGCCUUGUAAGGAUUCUUACCCAAUUUACUGUGAUGUAGUUUUAUAUGCGUAUAGAAAUUUAUGUUCGAGAUCUGUGCGAUCAAUUCAUGAUCUCAGCAAUAUAAUGUAAUGAAAAUCUUAGUAACGCUAACUGUUGGUUGCUUAAACGAUCGAGAGAGAGAGAGAGA